This is a messenger RNA of Alternaria arborescens, 1149 nucleotides long. RefSeq lists its product as hypothetical. NCBI's taxonomy places the organism in Eukaryota, Fungi, Ascomycota, Dothideomycetes, Pleosporales, Pleosporaceae. The coding region runs from base 1 to 1149 and encodes 382 amino acids. The record is from RefSeq and is a predicted model, not a curated record. The transcript has a single exon.
AUGACCAAAGUUCUGAUUCACGUAGAGCUCAACAGUCGUUACAACGCCUUCGAUACAUCAGGAAAGCUACCAUUCAGUGUGGUCUUUGGUCUUUGUCGGUUACAAAAGUCCGAUACAGACCCUCGACCAAUACUCGUUGAAACGGCUGGUUCAGUCUUCGAUGUGCCUUACGCCCUGACGCAUGGGUUACUUACACUGUACGAAGAACGCCCUGGGGAAUCUACGAAGUGGGUUGAAGUGGAUAUAAGCUCGAUGGGCGAGGUGGAUGAGAGCAACUCAGGUUGCAUCUCAGUUCCGUCUCCGAUCCACCGGAAAAAGAACUGGAGAGAUGAUCUCACGGUAUACCUAUGUGCUAUCGAUCCCCAGGGGGUGUUAGCAUUAGUCCUGAAGCCGCAAAAAGGAUACAGGAUAAAACUCGCAAGCCGCGACCUUGGUGUUAAAAAAUGGGUGUACAGUGACCCAGAGAAGUUCUCCGACAGCGACGGAGACGGUGUGGAAGCGAAACUGGUAAACAGUUACUCUCACGGCCAUGCAGCUUUUAAGGUUGUUGAUAACCUGACGUUUCCACCCCAACUAGAGGUGAGGAUGCAUCUAGUCAAGAGUACGUCCUUGGAAGUCACUGUUGUCAAUACUGGCUCUGAGACUGUGACCGUACAACCACGGGGGCACCAGAACUUUCUCGUCCCAUGGGGUCCUUCGGCGCCAGAACCUGACACACUCGACAACCGCCCAAGGAUCAUCGACCAGUCAAAGCAACGACAAUCGCCCGUGUCAAGCCUCUUUGUCGUCAAUGCUGCAACUGGUGAAAUAGUGCGCGGACAUCACGAUACUAGCAUCUGCCACUUGAGGGAUUCAAAAGCCGACCUGCGACCGACGAUUGAUGAGUUGUCAAUCUUGAAGGCUGAAGCCCCAGUCGUUAACGUAGUCGAUAUUAGCUCAAAGAUGAAGGGCCUUGAGGACGGACGAUACAAGAUUCGAAUGCAUCCAAAGGGUUGCCGAUGGUGGCGCGACGUGCUGAGGAAAGAGGAGGGAGAAGGCGAGAAGGUCCCAGUGCGUCUAUGGAAGAGUUGGACUGUUCCAAUCAUGCUGGAUUCAGAGGACGAAUUAGAGAUAACCAUCAAAGAUGGGAAAGUAGAUGGAAGUGCGUAA